GGGACUGCGGCGAGUCCUCAGGUGGAGACAGCGGCAGCAGCAGUGAUGUUUCACUUCUUCAGAAAGCCUCCCGAAUCUAAAAAGCCCCCAGUGCCAGAGACAGAAGAGGUAGAAGGAUUUGUCCUUUUGGGAGACACAGCAAAUGAGCAAAAAGAUAAAACUACAGAUGUAGAAGGUGAUCCACCUUUAGAGACCAACAAAGAAAACUCAUCCAGUGAGACUGUGGCAGGCCCUGACACGGAAAAUAAGGCAGGCCAGACGCUGGAGAGCAGCUCGCUAAUGACCGAGCUCCUGAGCGACGUGCCCUUCACCUUGGCGCCACACGUGCUGGCAGUGCAGGGCACCAUCAGCGACCUUCCGGAACACUUGCUCUCCUAUGACGUCAGCGAAAACUUGUCACGGUUUUGGUAUGAUUUCACUCUUGAAAAUUCAGUGCUCUGUGAUUCAUGAUGUUUAUGUCUGUUUCUACCUUAAUAGUUUUAACAACAAAAGUUUGCCUGUUGCAUUUAACCUGUUUGGUGAUUGUCAUUUCAUUGUUUCAAGACCCUCAGAAAAGCAAGGAUCAGAAAGCAAAGAAAAUAGCA
Molecule: messenger RNA, 584 nt
Organism: Ochotona princeps (American pika)
Lineage: Eukaryota; Metazoa; Chordata; Mammalia; Lagomorpha; Ochotonidae
Gene: UMAD1
Product: UBAP1-MVB12-associated (UMA) domain containing 1
Exons: 4
Coding region: 46-450 (134 amino acids)
Source: RefSeq, a predicted model, not a curated record